Messenger RNA from Ipomoea triloba (trilobed morning glory), 585 nucleotides. RefSeq lists its product as uncharacterized. The coding region runs from base 1 to 585 and encodes 194 amino acids. The record is from RefSeq and is a predicted model, not a curated record. Lineage: Eukaryota; Viridiplantae; Streptophyta; Magnoliopsida; Solanales; Convolvulaceae. The transcript has a single exon.
AUGUUCAGUAUUGCAGAAUCACUUGCACUUGCUCAACAUCCAAUAAGUGAGCAAGACCUGGUUGUUCAUAUUCUCACUCAAUUAAAUGAUGAGUAUGAUCAUAUUGUUCCUGCCCUGCGUGUGCGUCCGGAGCCCAUCACCUUCUCAGAACUAAAGGACGUGCUUGUUGAAUUUGAGAGACAACAACGGAAGAAGGAUGCUGCUAGACAAUCUAUGGUGGCUACGGUGAAUGUGACGCAAAGACAACAUGGAUUUCCAAACUCUGGCCGGAACGGUGCUAAAUCGAAUCGAGGUAACAAUGGUCAAUCUUUUUCACAGUAUUCGCACUCACGGAAUUUCAAUCAACAACGACGGAAUGUGAUCUGUAAGUUCUGUAAUCUCACUGGUCAUGAGACUCGUGAGCGUCGCAAGUUGCAACGUUUCUUGCGGGAUAAUAAUGUCUCACUAGAAACUAAGUUUGGCACCAGGCCGGUAGUAAACACUACUACGACAACUACUGCUCAUCAUCAACAACCUUGGUUGUUUGAUUCUGGUGCAUCCCCAUCAUACUACUUCCGACUCUUCGGUGCUUCACUCUGUUACUGA